Engraulis encrasicolus (European anchovy) is the source of this 1135-nucleotide messenger RNA. RefSeq names its product endonuclease domain-containing 1 protein. NCBI's taxonomy places the organism in Eukaryota, Metazoa, Chordata, Actinopteri, Clupeiformes, Engraulidae. The record is from RefSeq and is a predicted model, not a curated record. The transcript has 6 exons. Gene Ontology annotation, molecular function: hydrolase activity; metal ion binding; nucleic acid binding. The coding region runs from base 1 to 960 and encodes 319 amino acids.
AUGAGGGAACCUCACACCUCCUCCUCCUCCUCCUCCACCACCUCCAGCAUCCUCCAUCUCCGCCUGGCCUCCAAGAGCUCUCUGCCCGUCCUCCUGGCUCUACUCUGGGCUACCACACUGCUGCCACCGGCCCUGGGAGCGGUGGUGGAGGACUUCAACCACGCCGAGCGGUGCAAGGACGCGUUGUACAUGGGCACGGCGCCGCGUGGGUACCUGAACAAGGCGGACCUGAAGAAGAUCUGCCAACGCUACGAGGACAAGCCGCGCUACGUCACGCUGUACGACACCCAGAGACACAUCCCCAUGUACUCCGCAUACACCUUCAAGAAGACAGACGGGGAGAAGACCGUGGACAUGCCGUGGAUGUUUGAACCACAGCUGUCUUCCCGGAUGGGUGGCAGCAACAUGGAGGCUUUCCCCCAGUCCGUGCGGAUGCACAAGAACUUCGAGGACACGCAGGCCGUGCUGGAGGACUACUCAGACGUCGUGCAGUACGAGAGGGUCCUACUCAAUCCCGACGAGCAUCAGGGUGACCCAGAGGACAAGUCAGCGACCUACACGCUCACCAAUGUGGUGCCUCAACUGCGGGAGUUCAGCACGGGCCCCUGGGCCAAACACAAGGAAACCCUGCGGCGGCGUCUCAACAACUACUGCCGCGGCACGGCCUAUAUGAUCACCGGGGUGACGACCUCAGGUCACAUGAUCCGCCGUGACAACCUGGACCGUGUGGCGGUGCCGGAACGCGUGUGGACAGCCUACUGUUGCCCGGACUACGACCGCAACGCGCCCUACGCAGAGCGCUACAAGUUCCCCGUCUACGCCGCCUUUGGCCUCAACGACCGCGUCAAUAACCACAUGCAGGAGCUGACCGUGAACGACCUGCAGCGGCUCCUCAAGAACCACAUGGACGUGGACAAGAACUUCCAGAUCUUCUACAACGACUGCGUGCCAGAGUCUUAGUGGUUCACACAGUGGAAAAAACAAACAAAUGAAAUUGAAAAUCAAAAACAAAAAAACAAAUGAGAAGUUCCUCAAAUCAGUGCAAUCAGACUAACGUUUUGACAUGCACCUUCAUCAGAGACUCAUAUUGAAAUGUUAGUCUGAUUGCACUGAUAAAAUAAAUGCAGAAAAUGUA